ACGAAGCAUGUAUCUCCUUCAAAACACAAACAAGAUCUUCUCUAUCUCCCUUUCUGUCUACAAACUUUCUUAAACUCACGAGUCAAAAUUACACGAAAAUGGGAACGUGCAGUUCAAGUGAAUCUCGGAGAACAGAGACGGCGAAGCUGAUUCUACCAGACGGAACAUUACAAGAGUUUUCAUCACCUGUAAAAGUAUGGCAGAUUCUUCAAAAGAACCCCACGAGUUUCGUUUGUAACUCCGACGAUAUGGACUUUGACGACGCCGUUGUAGCGGUGGGUGGCAGCGAGGAUCUCCGGCCUGGAGAGCUUUACUUCGUUUUACCUUUGACAUGGCUUAAUCAUCCACUAAGAGCCGAGCAAAUGGCGGCUUUGGCGGUUAAAGCGAGCUCCGCGCUUACCAAAAGCGGUUGGAGUUGUGGUCAUGACGGUGAAGGGAGAAGGGUCUCUGGUGGUGAGUGUAGAGUUAAGAGAGUGAAGAGAAAUGGGUGCGGCGGAAGAGGGAGAAGGAAGUUUACGGUGGAGUUAAGUUCAAUAGCAGAGUAGGAGUAAUUUGGUCAGAAGAUGUGUAAAUUGUAAUUAGAGAGUUUGACUUUUUAUAUAUAUAGUUUUCUU
Brassica oleracea var. oleracea is the source of this 614-nucleotide messenger RNA. RefSeq lists its product as uncharacterized. The transcript has a single exon. Bases 99 to 545 code for a protein of 148 amino acids. Lineage: Eukaryota; Viridiplantae; Streptophyta; Magnoliopsida; Brassicales; Brassicaceae. The record is from RefSeq and is a predicted model, not a curated record.